UUUUAGACUGAGUAAAAGUUUAAUGAAUAUGUAUCAUCUACAUCAUCAAGUGUAUCUAGUUUAGCAACAUUGCAGUAGCUACGUGUACGCUGCGAGCCUAUUUUUGUUGUUGUUGUUAACACUGUAAAUUCCGCAUUCCAAUAUUUAGUUUGAUAUAAGACUCUCAAGAUCGCCCGCUUCACUCAGAGAAGGUUCCACUUGCGACCAAACAUCUCUCAAGUUCUUUGAACAAGCCAUACAGAGUCAGCAGGAACAUGAGCAAAGAAGACACAAAGGAUGUCAAGCCUGAUCUGGAAAAGUUGAGCGAUGUUCAGCCGACUAAGGCCGAAAGCAGCAACAUGAGCAAAGAGGACGCAAACGAUGUCAAGCCCAAUCUUCAAAGGUGGAGCGAGGCCAAGUCAAGAAGCGAAGAUGGUUACGUUGUAUCGGCGAGCAAACAGGAAGAGUACUGGUGCAGGCCCGAUGAUGAAAUGGUAGCCGGACCGAUAAAAAUUCCCAGAAAAGUGGCAAUGCCCGCCGGACCGAUAGAAAUUUCCAGAAAGAUAGAGGCAUCGACGACCGUAAAGACGAAGAAGACCGAGGAAGGUGGAGAAGGAAAGGGAUGAGGCGAGGUGGAGGACAUUGGAUAUCAGCGGAAUUGGGGAGGCUAGAUACUUGAGGCUAAAAUAUAAUUUUGUUUGUUUAACUCUUGGUCAUGUAAUCCCGUUGGCAUGUAUUUGAAAGCAGCCUAUACCGUUUCACUUCAAUUGAAAUUCACUUGAGAUCGCGCAAUAGUCAGUUUUCAGUCGGGCCAAUUUUUCAGAUCUCGUUAAGGCUAAGCUCAAACGUCGUAUUAUCCAUGAGCCGUAUUCAACGCAAAUGCAUGCAAAUGAAUCGAGUUGAUUGUUUCAUCUUCAUUUGCAUGCAUUUGCAUUGAAUACGGCUCAUGGAUGAUACGACGUUUGAACUAAGCCUAAAUGUUAGUUCAUUUUUUAGCAAAUUUUGUUAACAAAUUGUAAAAUGUACUUAAGGUAUUAAAUAGCCUUUGAAUAAACGACGCUGAUAAAUGCAUGAUACUCUCUCAA
Nematostella vectensis (starlet sea anemone) is the source of this 1064-nucleotide messenger RNA. RefSeq lists its product as uncharacterized. Bases 255 to 605 code for a protein of 116 amino acids. The record is from RefSeq and is a predicted model, not a curated record. The transcript has 4 exons. Lineage: Eukaryota; Metazoa; Cnidaria; Anthozoa; Actiniaria; Edwardsiidae.